Molecule: messenger RNA, 2603 nt
Organism: Vespula pensylvanica (western yellowjacket)
Lineage: Eukaryota; Metazoa; Arthropoda; Insecta; Hymenoptera; Vespidae
Gene: Edc3
Product: enhancer of mRNA-decapping protein 3
Exons: 6
Coding region: 198-1607 (469 amino acids)
Biological process (GO): deadenylation-independent decapping of nuclear-transcribed mRNA; P-body assembly
Cellular component (GO): P-body
Molecular function (GO): mRNA binding
Source: RefSeq, a predicted model, not a curated record
CUAUUUGUUCAGCAGUCCAAAAGCUUGAAAUAUAAUAUUCAUUUUGUAUUGAACAUUCAAGAAUAUUUAACUAAACUUAGAUGAGUUAAAUUAGGAUCCAAGAAUUCGUGAAAGUACAAAGUUCUAUGUGAAUAUUUUUGUAAGAAAUCUGUUGUGUCCUUAACCAUAUUUAUAAAUUUUAAUUGACGAUUGAAAAAAUGUCAGAACAAUUUGUUGGUUGUACAGUUUCUGUCACAUGUAUAGAUGAUCUUGGUACUUACCAGGGUCAAAUAAUCGAUUUAAAUAAACAAAGUGUGACUCUUUCAAAGGCUUUUUGUAACGGUGUACCGCAUACUUCCUCUGUAGUUAGUUUGAAUGCUAAAGAUAUAGUCAAUGUAGAAAUUAUUUCCACCAAAGAAGCCUGCUCUAAUGUAAAUGAUACACAAACACAAAGUAAAGUAACGGUAAAGAGACCCAUUGCUAAAAGAGCGGGUAGAUCUUUUUCCGAAAGUGUUCCAUCUUCAACACAUUCUGGUGGAAUGCAGUCGUCAUCGAAUUUCAAAAAACCUGUUGAGUCGGCGCAACAACAAUCUGAACUCGCAACUAAUGGCAAAAUGGGAUCAACCGAGUCUAAUUGUAAGCCAACUCAAAAGAGACUUACUCAUAGACAGAGAGUGCUUGAAAGGGACGAACAUACUUUUGGUACUCCCAUUGAUCAAUCCUUGAAUCAAGAUUUCGAUUUUGAAAAAAAUUUAGCACUAUUUAAUAAAGAGGCUGUAUGGCAAGAAAUUAAUUCGCUUAAACCAGAUAUCGUUAGACAGUCGGAGAGUAAUAGAGGCGGUGGUGGUAAAUAUCGACAUGAUGAGAACGUCAUUGUAUCGGAACCUACUGCCUUCAGACAAAUUGUUGUACCUUCGACUGGGGAAAAGGAAUACGUUACGGAUGAUGGCCUAGUAAUACCAAGUAUCACUCUUGACCUUCAUCGUCAAUUAAUUGGUGCAGCAGAUCGGCUUGGAAUUAGCUGGGAACGAAGGGUAGAACUUCUCGGACGUGCAGGAGCAGAAAUUAUUCUUCAGCUUCUCGGCGGUGGACAUAGACUCAAUCCAAAUAAUGCUCAUCAAUGGCCAACUGUUGUAGCACUUUGCGGACCGAAUAGAUCAGGAGCUGCUGGCGUUAAUUGCGCACGACAAUUAUCUAGUCAUGGUGUUAAAACAAUAGUAUUCGUUGAAAAUUCGGAAGACGUUUUUCUUCUACAGGAACUAUCUUUAUAUAGAUUGACAGAAAACAAAGUAGAAACUAAAGUUAAAAAUUUACCUUCUGUCGUAGAUUUAAUCCUUGUUGCGCUAUGCGAUGAAAAUUCUCCAAAAAUGGUUACUCCAGUAACACUGUGGGCAAAUAAUAAUAGAGCACUUGUUUUAGCUAUUGAACCACCAUCUACAGGUACACCUGGCAUUUUAAGUAAAUUUAGUUUAGUCGGUGCUUUACCACUAUCUCACAGUCUUGACAAUGGUAGACUAUAUCUUUGUAAUCUUGCUCUACCAAACAAAGUUUAUUCUGAUGUUGGAAUUACUUAUAGGUCUCCUUUUGGACCAAAAUUUGUCAUUCCUUUGCAUUCCAAUAACUCCUAGCAAAUUUUUAACCAAUUGUUGAUUCUAGCAACAGCAUCUUCAGAUUUUAAAAAGUUCUAGUUUUUUUUUUUUUCUUUCUUUAGCAUUGUAUACAAUUAAAAUAGGUAUACUGUGUCACAGGAACAUACUUCAAGGACAGAGGAUACUGUCCUCAUAUAAAAAAAAGCAUAACAUGCUGUGACAUUUACUAUGUAAAUUAUAGUUUUUCGUAAGCAUGUGUUAAGUGUGGCUUACAGCAAAUUGAGGAUGAUAUAUUUGAUAUGUUUUAAUAGAACAAUAUAUUUAUUGAUAUAUCAUACAUUUAUAAUAUUAGAUUAAACACAUUUAUAUAAUCGGACAAAAAAUGAGCACAGUCAGAAUUCUAUAAACGAUAUUAUGUAAUUGCAUUUGAAUUUUGCUGCUGAAGCUUUGUAAAUGAAAUCAUUAAAAUACGUAGUAUAUGCGAUAACGGUUAUAACAAUCAGUGAAAAAGAAAUUGUAAUAUUUUAAUAUGUAUUAGAUAUUCUUUAGAAAUGAUCCAUUUUAUGACUCGUAAAAAUUAUAAUUACACUGAAAAUUAUUUAUUGUACAAGUCCUAUUUCUUUUUUUUUCUUUUUUUUCUUUUUUUUUUUUUUUUUUUUGAAAAGUUCAGAUGUAUUUAUCACGCGAUAAUUUUUACAAUAGCUAUUGAUUUCUAUGAAAUCUAUUAUGUCAUUAUUCAUUUAAUUAGCAUGUUUUGAUAUGUAUUAUUGAGUUCAAGAAGUAUGUAAGGAAAAUAUUUCUCUUUUUCUAUACUCGAAAUUACUUUCCUAAUGUAUUUCUCUAAUUAGGCAUUAAAUUUAUCUUAUCAUAUAUUAUAAAAUAUUCUGUGCACAAUUAUAAUAGGAUUAAAUGCAUUAUAUUGUUUUUGCAGAUAUCUAAUUAGGUUCAUAUUCCCUUUCAUUUCUAAAAUAAAUGUUAUUAACUAAAUUCAAAAGAAUUUCAAUAUUUCAAAUUUUAUAAUCGUUAAUAUAUAUA